This is a messenger RNA of Phialemonium atrogriseum, 1317 nucleotides long. RefSeq names its product cytochrome P450. Lineage: Eukaryota; Fungi; Ascomycota; Sordariomycetes; Cephalothecales; Cephalothecaceae. The transcript is spliced from 4 exons. Gene Ontology annotation, molecular function: monooxygenase activity; oxidoreductase activity, acting on paired donors, with incorporation or reduction of molecular oxygen; heme binding. The record is from RefSeq and is a predicted model, not a curated record. The coding region runs from base 1 to 1317 and encodes 438 amino acids.
AUGGUCGUCCUCUGCAGCGACGUUGCUGUCAAGGAAAUACUGGACAAGCGCUCGGCUCUGACUAACGAGAGGGGGGACCACUAUGUGGGCCACCAAAUCCUGGGGGGCGGAGAACACAUGCUUCUCAUGCCCAAUGGCCCAAAGUGGCGUCUGCAGCGGAAGCUGAUGCAAAGGAUGCUCAACAUCCAAGUGGCCCGAAGUUACAUAGGUAAUUACACCAUGGUUGAGAAUAAGCAGAUGAUGUUCGACUUACUCCAGAAGCCGGACGAUUUCAUCUUCCAUCUGAAGAGGUACUCCAACUCGGUAUUUAGUACCAUUAUAUACGGCCGCCGUUCUCCCACCCACGAUGAUCCUACGAUGAUCGAACUUGUCGAGCAGGUUGACAGCAUGGGCGUGAUCAUGCAAUCGAGUACGUCGGCAUUGGCCGACAUUUACCCCCUGCUGAGGCGGCUCCCACAUUGGAUGAUGCCAACGAUGAACAAGGCUUCGAGAUGGCAUGAUAAACAGAACAAGGUGUACCUGCGACUGUGGAAUGAGGUGAAAGCCAAACUUGCAGCAGGCAGGGCCCAACCCUGCUUCGCGGCGGAUAUUCUACUUGAGCAGAAGAAAGAAGGGUUCACGGAUAUAUUCGGAGCCACCCUUGCCGGCGCUGCCUUGGAAGCUGGGACCGACACCACCGCCAAUGAGCUCGGCGGCUUCGUGCAGGCAAUGGUCCUCUUCCAAGAAGUGCAGAAGAAGGCCCAGGCAGAGCUCGAUCGGGUCGUUCCUGACCGUGCCCCGACCAUCGAAGACCCCCAAGCCCUGCCCUAUAUUCGCUGCUGCGUCAAGGAAAGCCUGCGGUGGAUUCCAACAGCGAUCAUGGGAGCGGCGUCCCACGCGGCCAAGGAAGACAUCAAGUGCCAGGGCGUCGUCAUCCCAAAGGGGGUCUUGCUGGUCAACAACGUCUACGCAAUCCGUCACGAUCCAAAACGCCAUGGCAACCCGAGGGAGUUCAAGCCGGAACGAUACUGGGGAGACAACAAGAGCGCUUUCGAGUCCGCCCAGAGCGCGAAUGCGGCCGGGAGGGACAACUUCACCUUGAGCGCCGGUCGACGUCUGUGUGCCGGCAUUCAUGUUGCCGAGCAAUCGCUUUUCCUCGGCAUCGCCAGGAUUCUCUGGAACUUCGACAUCAAGCCCAAGAUCAACCUGGUCACAAAACAAGCCAUCAUCCCGGAUUCCGAGAGGUAUACACAGGCAGUUGUUUGUAUGCCAGAACCGUACCAGGCCUCCAUCACGCCCCGUUCGAAACAACGAGCCAAUCUGAUGGUAAAGGAGUAG